Amorphotheca resinae ATCC 22711 is the source of this 1436-nucleotide messenger RNA. RefSeq lists its product as hypothetical. NCBI's taxonomy places the organism in Eukaryota, Fungi, Ascomycota, Leotiomycetes, Helotiales, Amorphothecaceae. Bases 1 to 1089 code for a protein of 362 amino acids. The record is from RefSeq and is a predicted model, not a curated record. The transcript has 2 exons.
AUGCGUUACUCAAUCCUCUUCCCAAUUGCCAUCUUUGCUGGCUCCCAGCUUGCAAGUGCCGCCGCUCAAGCCGACGGAGACUUCACUACGCCAGGAUCUAACGUUAUGCAACUCACAGCUACUACUCUUGAGACACAGACUAGCACAGGAGCUUACUCACCUGCCGGCACUCCCUAUAAGCAUGCUGAGGAAGAAGAGCACCACCACCACAAACACCACGGCCAUCAUAAUGGCACUGAGACGGGUCCGGAACGCUACAAGAUUGGAAUCCCGAUUCAGGCGAGACAGGUUGACUCUGAAUAUGCGACUGGGGAUGCGGCAGCUGGGACUGCAGCGGUUGAGACUGCAGCGGCUGGGACUGCGGCGGCGGGGACUGCGGCGGCUGGGGCUGCGGCGACUGGGACUCCAGCAGCUUGGAAUGCAGCGGCUGGGACUGCAGCGGCUGGAAUUGAACCAACAGAAACCGCUCCAGGAGCAGCAGCAGAGACUGGGCUAGGAACACCAGCAGAGACCGCAACGGGAUCGUGGACUGUUCCAGGGGAAACUAUGUCAACAGGAACCGUCUCAUCAGCAGGAACUUUCCCAACAGACCCUACCGCGCCUCCCACAACGCCAGGAGAAAUGCCCGAGGAGCACCACCACCACCACCACAACGGCACUCGCCACCCCGGAAACGAGUACGACAACGAGAACAAGCACUGGCAUGACGGCCACUUCAACGGCACCGAGCACCGACACCACCCAGAACACCACAGGGGCCACUUUAACGGCACUGAGCAUCGUCACAAGGAACACGAAGGCCACCGCAACGGCACCGAACACCACCACUUCAAGCCUACCUACACUACCCCGAUCCCCUUCGAGAGCGGCGAGACCCCCGUGCCUGAUGCUGCUGCUGCUGCAUACUCCUCUCCCGCCGCCGCAUACUCUUCCCCCGCCGCCGCAUACUCCUCUCCCGCUGCCUACGCUACCGGUGCAUACGCCACCGCCGCCGCCGCCGCCUCCUCCUCGCUCCCCACCGAUCCCGCCUCCGUAGCUCAGCGCCGCAACGCCGAGAUGCUCGAGGAUCUCUACUCUAACGACGCCUAGAUCAAUCAAACUUUGGGAUACAUAAGGUACCUAUUUACGUGAGUUGGGCUCUCUCCCUCCCUUCCUCUCCGUCUUUCCCUCUCUCUGUGUCUAUAGAUGUUUGUGUGCAUGGGGGAAGGGAGGGGGGCGUUAUAUGAAGAUAUCACAGCCGAUGAGCAUAGCUUGUCAAGGCGUCUUCCGGAUUCCGGGUUUGGGAUUUGUGAUAAGCAAGCCAAGUGGGAAUUGGAAUUGGAAUUUACACUUUGAUUUUUUGGGGUUUUUGGGAUUCUUCCUGGGUUUGAAAAAGGGGGGAGUCAGGAGUCUAUAAUCAAUUAGAGAUAGGCAAGUUUGGAAUGCGAAUUGAACAG